Molecule: messenger RNA, 3340 nt
Organism: Pygocentrus nattereri (red-bellied piranha)
Lineage: Eukaryota; Metazoa; Chordata; Actinopteri; Characiformes; Serrasalmidae
Product: granulocyte-macrophage colony-stimulating factor receptor subunit alpha-like
Exons: 11
Coding region: 133-1167 (344 amino acids)
Biological process (GO): cytokine-mediated signaling pathway
Cellular component (GO): external side of plasma membrane
Molecular function (GO): cytokine receptor activity; protein binding
Source: RefSeq, a predicted model, not a curated record
GUAAAUAUCUCAAACAUUUCCUCUUUUUGAAAGUGCGUCGCUAAUAUGCCGCUCUACGCAAAGGUUUCUGGCUAAAAUUCAUCUCAUAUCUCUACGUCUACGGUCAUAUGGGCUUCCUCUGAGAGUUUCACAAUGAGGCUGUAUGGAUUGCUGCUGAUCAUUGCCUUGGUUCUGGCUGGCAAUGCUGCUGGUAGUGAAAUUGAAGGAUUUUGCUCUGACUCUGACCAGCUCUGCUAUGCUGAGAUGAAUGAACAUGAUGUUAUAUUGUUUGAGAAUGGCAAUAUGAUGGAAAAUACCUCUGAAAAUUCAAAUCUCCUUGCCAGUCUUCAGGAUUUUUCCUGGAGCAACAUAUCCUGCUUCAUCUAUAAGACAAGUCUAUUGAACUGCUCCUGGAGCACGCACAUGCUUCCUGCAGAUGCACAAUAUUCUGCUUUUAUUCAUUUUUGUAACAAUGAGUUACAGGACUCACCCUUCCAUUUAAAUUGCUCUUCAAAUCAUGAAAUGGAAAGAGUUGAGUGCCUAGGGAGAAUUAAAUCAGCGCUCUAUGUGACGGUGCAAGUCAAUAUCUCCAUACCGAGCCAUUGGUACAUCACUUGCAAGACAUUCGCAGAAGAAGACAUUGAGAUCUUGGAUCCCCCUGAAAUCACAUCUGCCACAAUAAAAUCAAAAGAUUUGGAAAUAAAUUGGUCGCUGCCAAAAAGUAUUAAUUCUGUAGAUAGUCACUGUUUUGAGUAUGAGUUAAAGAUCAACGAUGAGACUGUCACUAUACCAACGCAGUCCCAUAACAAUUUGACAUAUACUAAAAAAAACAUUGAUCUGGCAAGAAGCUACAGCAUUCAAAUAAGAACAAAAAUGGUUUAUUGUGUCUCUGAUGGAGACUGGAGUGAUUGGAGUGAAAGCAAAGUGGUCAGCCCAACUGAAAACCCUUACCAACUCAAUGUCUACGUGAUUGCGUCCAUUGCGUUUGUGCUUCCCAUGAUUCUGUUAGCUUUUCUUCUGGUCUGCAAGUUCCAAAGGCUGUCUGAAAAGCUGUUCCCCUCCAUCCCAAGCCCGUCCAUCAAAGUCAAAACACUUCUUGAGAAAGAGGAUUUCGGGCUGGUCAUGCCACCAAAACCGUGUGGACCAGAGGCUGAAGAAGGGACAGAAAUCUUUCAAGUGACAAGUUAAAGAUGCAAAAAGGUCUUCUGAGGCAGCAUGGAGAGAAAGUUUGGGGAAGAGGACUGAUGUCUGCUCAACUGAUUCCUCUUUUUCAAAGCUGAACUGCUGAAACUGCAUAGAACAACAGAACUUUCCAUAGCUUGAAAGCAACAUGCUUGUUGACGACUACGCUGAUAACAGGGCCUGGUGCUUUGGGGAAGGGCUGUGCGAGAGCAGAAAUGUGGUUUUGGCUUUGGCUUCCCAAAGGGGAGGGGCUGUGUGCUAACAUCUCUCUUAUCUUUUUUUCUUCAAAACACUUUGAACUAAAGCGCUGAUGUUAAGUCAAGAGGUCACACAGGACUUUCAUAGUUCACUUUUUGACUGCAUGUUAAAAGGCCCAUGCAUUGUAUAAUCAUUUCUAUAUUAUUGUGAGUUUUAUGCACCAAAACAGCCAUAAUUCCUUUUUACAGAACCAUUUUCCAGCCUCUCUUUAUCCUCUAGCACCAUGCUGGCAGUUUCUGCUACCAUGCCUGUAUGAUUGGUGUACACUUGUUUGCAAAAGGUUGGGUACCCCAGUCAAAUGACAGGCCUAGUUGAUUUUCUUAAAGGGCAACAGAUUUUACUAAAUUACUCAAUCAUGUGAACAAAAUCAUUCAGAGUGGUUUGGGGUGAAAUGCGCCUUUACAAACAUUAUCAAGUCAGAAUUGUUCACCAUUAUAAUACUAGGAACCAGAUGUCUGAAGCAUUUCAUGGUUCUAAAACCUUCAUCCUGUUAUUACACAAAAUGAAUGCGUUGCACGAAACGUGAGACAUUGUUUUGUGAUAGUUUUGGUCCAAAAUGUAUUUUUAGUAUAAACGAUACUCCAGGAUUACUCCUGUGUGUCCUGUGACAACCGUAUUUUCAAGUGAGAUCAAUGCUUAACCUAACAUGCUUUUGUAGCUACAGCUGUUCAACAUGGCUAAUGCCAGCAGCAGUUGGUGUUUACAGUUUAUUUUGGUAAUGGUAAACAAUUCUGAAAAUUCUCUAGAAAGGCACCUUUCAGACCGAAUCACUCUGAAUGAUUUUGUUUACAUCUAAAUGUUAAACGAUUAAUUCAUUUGGAAAAAUAGAUGCAUCCACUACAGAUAAUGCAUUUCUGCACAGUUUAAAGCACAUUUAAAUACAUGUUUAUUUGCUGAAUUGAACAUACUGGGGAAAAAAUAUUGUUAUUUUUUUCCCAAUAUGUUAAACAAACCAUGCACUAAAAACUUGCAGAAAAAAUUACAAUUUUAAUUUUGUUCCAGGUAGUUGUUGUUAAACUUUUGCAUAUGGCUAUAUGUAAAAGAGCUCAGUUCUGAUUGGAUGCUCUAUAAUGUGCUUCAUUCAAAAAGCAACCCGAGCUGAAACACUCCUUAUAACCUACAGUAUGAGUGUGCAGGGCUUAACCGCAGUAGACUGAAUUGGUGGAUAUAUGUAAAUGUCUUGUAAAAGUUUAGGAUGUCCAGAAUGAUGAACCGAGCUUAGAAUAAAAAUAAAAUAUUCAGAAUGUCUCAUAUGUGAGUAUUGGUGAUUGUAGUGGUUGACCAAAACAUUACUGUAAGUACUAGACAAUUACAUGAUGGAAUUUACAGAAAGAAUAACUCAUUGAAAUAUUGAAUAAGACAUACAUCAUACAUUUUGGUUUCUAUAAGAUUUACAUCUAAAUUGUAUGUUAUUAUUGUCUAGAGUUAUUCCACACUUUGAGAAGUUGUUACCAUGUAUUCCAGUAGAUCAUAAAUCUAUGCACGUAUAUCUGUGUGUGUGUUUGUGUGUUUGUGUGUGCGUCUGUGUGUGUGUGCGUGUGUGUGUGUGCUCAUGCAUGUGUGCGUGUUUUUUCAGGUUUUUUCCUUUGCUUUUGUGCUUGAAUGCACUUGCUCACAGUGAUAUUUAUCAACUGUAUAAAACAGCAACAGUAUUAUAGAUGCAUUGUUGGUCUGAACGUAAUACCAGCUAUUUAUUCUCUGUAAGCUCGUGACAAAGAGAGUACAUAUCCUUCUGUCUUAGUCAGUAGAGCAUUUCAAAUGGGUACUUUCCACUGAAUGUGCCUUGGAACCUGCAGAAUGGCUGCUUUUAAUACCUAAAUGUCAUUUCUCAUGAUUUCAAGCUUAAAUAAAGGUUUAUUAAGGGUUCUGUAUGCCUGUAUGCCUUUAAGCCUUGCUAAUAAAACAUUGUAUAUUCAUAAAA